Molecule: messenger RNA, 603 nt
Organism: Dibothriocephalus latus
Lineage: Eukaryota; Metazoa; Platyhelminthes; Cestoda; Diphyllobothriidea; Diphyllobothriidae
Source: the annotation of a GenBank genome assembly
AUGAGUUAUCUUAACGUUCGGUACCCUACGGGGCAUCUGGAAAAAAUACCCGUACAACCGAAUGCCCCUCUACUUCGAGCUCUUGAAGCGGCUUGCUCAAAACGAUCCUUCGAUAUUCAAAAGUGCAAACUCAUUUACCGAAAGAAGGCUCUCGAUCUGUCCGUCCCAUUCCGUUUAUCGGGUCUGCUCAACCACGCGAAUGUUGAACUCGUCACUUCGGACGAACAGACAGAUGAGUCCGGUGGAGCCGGCAAGUCCGUCCGCGUAUGCUUGCGACUGGAAGAUGGACAUCGUGUUGAAUGGGUGGGUUCCGUGAGCACUUGCCUCUGGGACAUUCUUGAGGCUUUGGCUGCUUCCGAACCAAGAAUCGCCCAAUUGAUGACGCCCACGGAGACCGGUCUUGCUCCUACGCUCAUUUACAUUCAACAGCAGGUACGUCCUUUGUUGCGGAGAGCCCGGCAACGUCGCCCGAUGUACGUCCCCUUUUUCUCUAUUUUCCCGUAUCCGCGGCGGAUAAAACUUCCCCCUAUCUGCAAUCUAACCACCCCUCCAACGCCCUGUUGUUAUUCUCGCCAAAAGGCACCCAUUUGUCCGCCUAGAUAG